This is a messenger RNA of Mytilinidion resinicola, 1489 nucleotides long. Its product is annotated as o-methyltransferas-like protein. The record is from RefSeq and is a predicted model, not a curated record. The transcript is spliced from 6 exons. NCBI's taxonomy places the organism in Eukaryota, Fungi, Ascomycota, Dothideomycetes, Mytilinidiales, Mytilinidiaceae. Gene Ontology annotation, molecular function: O-methyltransferase activity. Bases 58 to 1248 code for a protein of 396 amino acids.
AAUCAUACGACACUUCCAAAGCGUCCAAAGUUCCGGUGUGAACGUCACCCCAACAAAAUGGCUACCAACCACUCGGCACUCAUCAAGGCGGCGGAGCAGUUCUUAGCGACUGCAAAGGAAUACAAGAGCGAUCAUCUUACUCAAAUGGAUAUGUUGAAGCAAUUAGACAAGAUGCGGUUGACCCUAGAAGGGCCUAUGGAUCCGAUCUUGAGGCAGUGGGAUACCAUUCAUACCACAGCUGCUAUGAACCUCCUCGUGUCUACUGGCGCCUUGCAACAGAUUCCCACUGAGGGUACUAUCACAUCGCAGGAGCUUGCGGAUGCGGUUGGUAUUGAUGAGUCUGUUAUCACUCGCGCCAUGAGGGUCAUUUGCGUGCAAGGAAUCGCCGAGGAGCCAGAAACGGAUGUCUAUGCCCACAACGCCAAAUCGCUCGCAUACAUCACGGGCACCAGCCAGUACUUUUUCCAAAUGGUACUCCAUCAAGAUCUCGUGAUGAGAAAGCUCCCCGAUUAUUUCAAGACGCACACUAAGGAAGAUCUUUUCGAUCUUAGAAAGAGUCCAUACGCACAUGCCCUUGACCGAGAAGGCAUGACUUACUAUCAGGUCAUCUCAGAUGAUCCAGAUAGACUUCAUAUGUUCAACCAGACCCUCACCCAGAUGGACCAACAGAUGCCAAUCCUAGGCAUGUUCCCCUUCGCCGCUCUCAAAAACCAAGUCGAAGCCUCACCACAGAAACCAUUCAUCGUCGACGUCGGUGGCGGACGCGGCCAAGUGCUCAUGUCCGUCCAGAAAGAAGCACCAGCUGGCUUCGGCGCGAAGAUGAUUCUCCAAGAUAGGCCAGACGUGUUGGCUGCAAUAGCACAGGAGGAUAUCCCGAAUAUCGAGAAGAUGGAGCACGAUUUCUUCACUCCCCAGCCGGUCAAAGGCGCACACAUCUACCUGCUCCGCCGAAUCCUCCACGACUUCUACGAGCCCGUAUGCAUUGAGAUUGUCAAGAAUAUCGCAAGCGCAAUGGACUCGGACUCCAGGCUUGUAAUUGGUGAUUUCGUGGUUCCUGAUAAGACUCACUUGGGGGAUGAUUCUAUGGUGUACUGGAUGGAUUUCCUGAUGAUGAUGCUGACGGGGAAAGAGAAGACGAGGAAAGAGUUUGAGAGGAUUCUGGAUGCGGCAGGCUUGCAGAUUGUGAAGGUUUGGCCGUUUGCUGUGGGUGCGCAGGCGAUUGUUGAGGCUAGGCUGAAGAGAGCUUGAGUAAGACACGGUAGUCUGCUUGAUAUCGCUAUCAAAACACGUAAUGCUGUCUAGAUACUGACGGGGGCCUGUGGGCGGAGUUGAUCUAGGGGUCUAGUUGACUCACGGGUUUUAGAUUAUUUGAUCUACGUUCCGUCCAGACUACUUUGAUUAUGUUGAAGCACGUCGAACAGUGCUAGGCGAGUGGACCUAGAAUUAUUCUCUGGUAUUAGAAAUCGGUGUGGCCGAAUGGAGCGAUUAG